Molecule: messenger RNA, 633 nt
Organism: Loa loa (African eye worm)
Lineage: Eukaryota; Metazoa; Nematoda; Chromadorea; Rhabditida; Onchocercidae
Exons: 6
Coding region: 1-633 (210 amino acids)
Source: RefSeq, a predicted model, not a curated record
AUGUCUCAUUAUUAUUUUGGAAUUUUGGGCAACACUUAUGAGAUAGACUACGAAGAAGCAAAAGCUGGUUUUACGGAGAUAUUCAAACGAAGACAGAAAAAAGGGAGAAAUCGUGAUGAACAACAAUCGAAACCUGAAGAAUUCACGGGCAAGGUUCGGAAUGGAAAUGAUGUCACUCAAGCUACGUCUUUCUUGGAGUCCAAGGAUCAGAUUAACAAACGAGAAGAGGAUAAUUUAGAACAGAUUAAGAGACAAGGCGAGAAUAUUUCCGAAAAGAAAGAGAAUAAAAGAUUAAAUGAGAAUACGAUUGUAACAUCUUGUGCAAAGGAAGCAAAAUAUGAUGUGAACGUUGAAAAGAAGGAACCAGUCGUUCUGGUAUCACAAAUGAAUUAUGUAAGUCGUAUCCCGCCAGUUCGCGAACAUGUCUGCAAACUUCUGCCUCGUGACAUCCAGUUUUGUGUAAACAUGAUUGAGAAGCAUGGAGAAGACUAUGAGGCGAUGGCAAAAGAUCAAGGUAAUGUUUUCCGUGACUCAGCCAAGGGAAUAGCGCGGAAAAUACGAAUUUUCAAGGAAAGUCCACAAUAUAAAGCAUAUUUAAAACAAAAAGCUGAAAAGAACGGUUCAGUCGCAUAA